Symbiodinium sp. CCMP2592 is the source of this 1305-nucleotide messenger RNA. The record is from the annotation of a GenBank genome assembly. Lineage: Eukaryota; Dinophyceae; Suessiales; Symbiodiniaceae.
AUGCGAAUCCCGCACAAACUUCAAGCAUCAAAGAAGAAGAGUUCCUGGAAGAAGAAAAGAGCGAAGGCCACGGCUCCACAAGUUGAUGUUGAAAUCGUGCAAGCAGGAGAAGCUGAAGAGGAGCCCGCGGCCCCACAACGUCACGUUGCUGUUGCAGUGGUUUCACUGUCGGCCUUGUUUACAUUGACAUCCAUCUAUGUGGCGCAAUUCUGGCGAGCAUCUCCCGAUGAUAGUUUGGGUCUGGUGUUCUCCGGGCCACAGCAAAACACCAGCGCGAAUUUGCUUGACAAACUGAGCUUAACUUAUGGCGGAGUUGCAGCAACGGCCAUGGGUGCGCCAUCUGGUGCGAUCCUCGAAAGCACUCGGUAUGACGGGUUGCUGCAAGUCCAAGACUCUCAGCAGCCAGUGCCAGAGACUGCAAUCCCACGGGUGACCAGCCAAGCGAGGAUCUCUCCAAGUGCAGCUGGGACGCAAACUAGGCUGAGACUUGCACACACGUCUUCGAGGCAGCCCGGAAAUUUCCGGCAACCACGAGUACUUUGGUUACAUCUGCACGGUUACGGAGGAACUACUAUUUGUGAUAUGGCUAGAUCGCAAGGUGAGAAGAUCCCACGUGCGCAGGACAAUUGCAAUGUCAUGCCAGACCUCUGUUCUACACCCAAAAUCUUCCGCACUCCAUGCUCGAAACGAGCAUCCAGCUUGCAGUACACGUUCACUGCAAUAGAGCGUGCUGUGGAUGAGGAUGACCUGUCCUGUUCCGGCGGUGCUGCAAGCAGCCCCGGUCCAACGAUGCUGUAUGGGGCUAUGCUGCGGGAUCCGCUAUCUGGAAUUAAGUCAACUUGGAUCGGGAACGAACUGGAGAAGGAUCUUAUUCUCUCCGCCAUAAAGACGAAGACGCGGCCACGAAAUUUCCAGUAUCAUUUCUGCCUGCCUCCUUCCGACACGUAUCAGCACUUCGAUAACUUUGCCGUUCGCACUUUGAGCGGGGAUUACGAUGUGGCUCCUGGUGAAGUGACAAGCCGACACUUGGAAAGGGCCAAGGAGGUGCUUUCCAGGUUAGAUGUCCUAUUAAUCCUGGAGCAUCUUGUGGACCACCUGCCUCAGCUACACGCCGUCUUUGGUUGGGACCUUGUGGAUAAUCCCUGGAGGUCCCACAGACACCGCAUACCCAAGAAUGCCAUGAGUCCUGAGGAAGAGAUCUUUUUGAAGAAAGUCAAUGCCUGGGAUUAUGAGCUUUAUGAGUUUGGCAAAGAACUGGCCCUUGAGCGGACCGCACAAGCCAAGCUUCGCCUUCUCCCGUCCUAG